CAGGCAAACAGGAAUGCAGGCAGGAAGGCGGGCAGGAAAGCAGAAAGGAAUAAAGGCAGGCAGGAAGUCAGUCAGGCAAAAAGGCAGGCAAAAAGGCAGGCAGGAAGGAAGGCAGGAAAAAAGGAAGGAAGGCAGGUAGGAAGGCAGGCAGGCAAGGGGGCAAGAAGACAGGUAAGAAGGAAGGCAGACAGGAAGGCAGGCAGGAAGGCAGGCAAGAGGUAUGGAAGGCAUGCAUGAAGGAAGGGAAGAAAGAAGGCAGGUAGGUAGGAAGGCAGGUAGGAAGGCAGGUAGGAAGGCAGGGAGGCAGGAAGGAAGGCAGGAAGGAAGGCAGGAAGGAAGGAAGGAAGGCAGGCAGGAAGGCAGGAAGGCAGGCAGGAAGGCAGGAAGGCAGGCAGGAAGGCAGGCAGGAAGGAAGGCAGGAAGGCAGGAAGGCAGGAAGGCAGGAAGGAAGGAAGGAAGACAGGAAGGGAGGCAGACAGGAAGGCAGGCAGGAAUGCCGGCAGGCAGGAAGGAAGGCAGGAAGGCCGGCCGGAAGGCAGGAAUGCAGGAAGAAAGUCAGGAAGACAGGAACAAAGGCAGGCAGGGAAAAAAGAAGGCAGGAAUGAAGGAAGGCAGGAAGGAAGGUAGGCAGGAAGGCAGGAGGGCAGGAAUGAUGAAGGCAGGAAGGCAGGAAGGCAGGAAGGCAGGCAGGAAGGAAGUCAGGGAGGCAAGGAGGCAGGAUGGAACCAAGGAAGGCAGCCUGGUAGAAAGGCAGGAAGUCAGGAAGGAAGGCAGGAAGGCAGGAAGGCGGCAGGAAGGCAGGAAGGCAGGCAAGGAGGCAGGAAGUUAUGAAAGCAGGCGGGUAGGGGGGAGGACAGGCAGGAAGGCAGGCAGGAAGGCAGGAAGGAAGGCUGUAAGGCUGGCAGGAAGGAAGACAGGCAAGAGGGCAGGCAGGCAGGUAGGAAAAAAGGCAGAAAAGAAAGGAGGCAGGAAAACAGGCAGGGGGUACGGAAGGCAGGCACGAAGGAAGGCAGGCACGAAGGAAGGCAGGAAGGGAGGAAGGGAGGAAGGAAGGAAGGAAGGAAGGAAGGAAGGAAGGAAGGAAGGAAGGAAGGAAGGAAGGAAGGAAGGAAGGAAGGCAGGAAGGAAGGAAGGAAGGAAGGAAGGAAGGAAGGAAGGAAGGAAGGAAGGAAGGAAGGAAGGAAGGAAGGAAGGAAGGAAGGAAGGAAGGAAGGAAGGAAGGAAGGAAGGAAGGAAGGAAGGAAGGAAGGAAGGAAGGAAGGAAGGAACGCAGGCAAAAAGGAAGGCAGGAAUAAAGGAAGGCUGGUCGGCAGGAAGGAGGCAGGAAGGACAGAAGACAGGAAGGGAGGCAGACAGGAAGGUAGGCAGGAAUGCCGGCAGGCAGGAAGGAAGGCAGGAAGGCCGGCCGGAAGGCAGGCAUGCAGGAAGAAAGUCAGGAAGACAGGAACAAAGGUAGGCAGGGAAAAAAGAAGGCAGGAAUGAAGGAAGGCAGGAAGGAAGGUAGGCAGGCAGGAAGGCAGGCAGGCAGGCAGGAAUGCAGGCAGGAAGGCGGACAGGAAAGCAGAAAGGAAGGAAGGCAGGCAGGCAGGAAGUCAGGCACGUAAAAAGGCAAGCAAAAAGGCAGGCAGGAAGGAAGGCAGGAAGGAAAGCAGGCAGGAAGGCAGGCAGGCAAGAGGGCAGGAAGACAGGUAGAAAGGAAGGCAGACAGGAAGGCAGGCAGGAAGGCAGGCAGGAGGCAUGGAAGGCAUGCAUGAAGGAAGGCAACAAAGAAGGCAGGCAGGCAGGAAGUCAGGCAGGCAGGAAGGAAAGCAGGCAGGAAGGCAGGAAGGAAGGAAGGAAGGAAGGCAGGUAGGAAGGCAGCCAGGCAAGAGGGCAGGAAGACAGGUAAGAAGGAAGGUAGAGAGGAAGGCAGGCAGGAAGGCAGGCAGGAGGUAUGGAAGGCAUGCAUGAAGGAAGGCAACAAAGAAGGCAGGCAGGUAGCAAGGCAGGUAGGAAGGCAGGUAGGAAGGCAGGGAGGCAGGAAGGCAGGAAAGAAGGCAGGAAGGAAGGCAGGAAGGAAGGCAGGAAGGA
Molecule: messenger RNA, 2070 nt
Organism: Poecile atricapillus (Black-capped chickadee)
Lineage: Eukaryota; Metazoa; Chordata; Aves; Passeriformes; Paridae
Product: octapeptide-repeat protein T2-like
Exons: 3
Coding region: 221-1456 (411 amino acids)
Source: RefSeq, a predicted model, not a curated record